Pyricularia oryzae 70-15 is the source of this 309-nucleotide messenger RNA. RefSeq lists its product as uncharacterized. The coding region runs from base 1 to 309 and encodes 102 amino acids. The record is from RefSeq and is a predicted model, not a curated record. Lineage: Eukaryota; Fungi; Ascomycota; Sordariomycetes; Magnaporthales; Pyriculariaceae. The transcript is spliced from 2 exons.
AUGGUUCAGGUUGCUGAAGUUUGCGAACUGCGGAACCCGCGAGGCCGCGGAGCUGGGAUUCACAGAGGCCGGGCAGUGGGAACAGUGGCGGCCUUGUCACUUCCCAUCCGACAAGGACUAGGAAUGGUCCGACGUCUGCCAACAGAUGGGGGUAGUCCGCAGGAUCUGCACAAUCUGGGUGAUGAUGGCAGGAGGUGGCGAUCAAGGUCUCGGACUUGGUGGAGAAAAGAAGUUGAGAUGGUUGUGGCCACCGCUUGUUUUUCGGGAGAACACCAGAUAUAUCUGCAAAGAAUGCGAAUGCGUAGCUGA